This is a messenger RNA of Saccharomyces kudriavzevii IFO 1802, 1038 nucleotides long. RefSeq names its product mitochondrial 37S ribosomal protein mS45 (gene MRPS35). The coding region runs from base 1 to 1038 and encodes 345 amino acids. Lineage: Eukaryota; Fungi; Ascomycota; Saccharomycetes; Saccharomycetales; Saccharomycetaceae. The record is from RefSeq and is a predicted model, not a curated record. The transcript has a single exon. Gene Ontology annotation, biological process: mitochondrial translation. Gene Ontology annotation, molecular function: structural constituent of ribosome. Gene Ontology annotation, cellular component: mitochondrial small ribosomal subunit.
AUGAAUUGCGGCUUAGCAGGAACUUGUUCCAAGCCAAAGGGGACAAGAGUGGUAAUUUCAUGGACUCAGGUUAGACACAUUUCUCGCAGAAGGAUAGCUUAUCCAUUUUAUCCAUUCAAGAAAUUGGGAAGACAACACCCAAAGAAACAUGACACAAACUUGAAAUUUGCAAUGAGACAGUUUUUAGGUCCGAGAAAUUACAAAGGUGAAUAUGUAAUGAACAAGUAUUUUGCGGUUCCGACGAACCAUGUGCCGAACUAUAUCAAACCGGAUUUGGAAAGAGGGCAAAGUUUGGAGCACCCAGUAACCAAAAAGCCUUUACAGCUUAGGUAUGACGGGACAUUGGGUCCCCCUCCUAUAGAAAACAAACGUUUACAAAAUGUUUUCAAGGAUAGAUUGCUACAGCCUUUUCCUUCAAAUCCACAUUGUAAGACGAACUACGUAUUAGGUCCCCAAUUAAGACAACGAAUCUUCGAAGAGAUUACUAUGGAAGGACUUUCAACCCAACAGGUUUCCCAAAAAUACGGUCUGAAAAUUCCUCGUGUAGAAGCUAUUGUUAAAUUGGUCGGUGUGGAAAACAGCUGGAGCAAACGCAAUAGAGUAUCUUCUGAUUUGAAAACUAUGGACGAAACUUUGUUUAGAAUGUUUCCCGUGUUCGAUUCAGAGGCUUCUUUCAAACGAGAGAACCUGAGUGAAAUUCCUGUCCCUCAAAAGACGUUGGUAUCAAGGUUUCUGACCAUUGCCGAAUCUGAGCCCUUUGGUCCCGUUGACGCAGCCCACGUCCUGGAACUAGAGCCUGCUGUAGAAACUUUAAGAAAUUUAUCUACUGUUGGAGAACACUCCAGUGGCCAUCACGAAUUGGCAAAUGAGAAUACCAAAGUUGUGUAUGGUGAGCUUUUACAAGGUGAAAGAUCACAAUACAAAUUUACCAACGCAAAGGUUGGGAGGGUUGGAUACCGUUAUGGUAGUGGAAAUAGGGAUAACAAGAAAGAUAGAAGAAUUGGUUUCAACAAACUGGGCCAAAUGGUAUACAUCUAA